AAAAAAAAGAAAAAAGAAAAGUUAAGCCAUGAGGCUUGUCAUUGGCCAGGAAGAGUCAGACAGGAAAAAGUAAUGAGUGCUGAGGUCAGGGCACAGUCUGCUAUAAAUGAAUUGCAACUGAAAACACCUUGACUCACUCAACCAUCGCGCCUGCAUGGUAACGCAUCACUGGCCGGCUCUCUGAGGACAACAUGAGCGCGUCUGUGGCCGUUUACAGGAAUAUUUACACGGAGGACCGCUUCAAGCAGGCGUACGGCUCCGACGAUGACGCGACUGGAAGUCUGCGGCUCAGGGAAAAACUGGCAGGGAAGGUCAGGUGUUCCAAACGAGCCUGCCUUCACCUGUUGAAGGAAAGAGUGCCCAUUUUCAGCUGGCUGCCGAGAUACAGACUAAAGAAAUGGAUUUUAGGAGAUACUGUGGCGGGGCUGACUGUUGGUAUUCUUCACAUCCCGCAAGGCAUGGCCUUUGCUUUACUCACAUCCGUGGCCCCGAUAUUUGGGCUUUACACCUCAUUCUUCCCAGUUGUUCUUUACAUGAUUUUUGGCACUGGUCGCCAUGUGUCCACAGGUACCUUUGCUGUUGUGAGUCUGAUGACAGGCUCCGUAGUGGAGCAGCUGGUUCCCACUCCUCUGGAGAUGAACUCCAGCUCGUCUGAGGUGGACAGCUUUGAGGCCCAGAGAAUUGGAGUGGCUUCGGCGGUUGCUCUUCUCUCUGGAAUCAUUAUGCUUUGCAUGUUUGGCCUUCAGCUGGGCUUCCUCUCCACCUAUCUAUCGGAGCCAAUCGUGAAGGCUUUCACCAGUGCUGCAGCCUUCCACGUCACCGUCUCACAGCUGCAAAGCAUGCUGGGCCUGCGUCUGCCGCGCCACACUGGGACCUUCUCCCUCUUCAAGACCUUAGCGUCGGUGAUGGAGAACCUGCCUCACACCAACACGACCGAGCUGCUGAUCUCUGUGGUGUGUUUGGCCGUAUUGGUCCCUGUUAAGGAGGUCAACACGCGUUAUCGGCGCCAUCUUCGUACGCCCAUCCCUGUGGAGAUCCUCACGGUGAUUAUUGCUACAUGCGUGACUUAUGCCUCUUCACUGGACACUACUUACAACAUUGAGAUAGUUGGUCAUAUCCCUGCUGGAUUCCCAAAACCGCAGUUGCCAGCCUUUCACACUUUCCCUGCCAUUGCUGGAGACACAAUCGCCAUAACAUUUGUUGGAUAUGCUGUGUCUGUCUCACUGGCAAUGAUUUAUGCUGAUAAACAUGGUUAUUCUAUCCAUCCAAACCAGGAGCUGCUGGCCCACGGAAUCUCCAACACCGUUUCUUCCUUUUUCACCUGUUUCCCAAGCUCAGCCACUCUUGCAACCACCAACAUACUUGAGAGUGCCGGAGGACACACGCAGCUCUCUGGCUUGUUCACGGGUCUGGUCGUCCUGAUUGUCCUGCUGUUGAUUGGGCCGCUGUUCCACUUCCUACCUAAGGCUGUCCUGGCAUGCAUCAACGUUACCAGUCUCAGACAGAUGUUCCUGCAGUUCCAAGACCUGCCUGAACUGUGGAGAAUCAGCAAGCUUGACUUCAUGGUUUGGGUUGUAACGUGGCUGUCUGUGGUAGUACUCAAUGUGGACCUGGGCCUGGCGAUCGGAGUGGUGUUCUCUAUGAUGACUGUGAUCUGUCGCACACAAAGGGCUGGUUGCUCAGUACUUGGACGGGCAAGCAAUACAGAGAUCUACAGAUCUCUGGAGAACCACAGCAAGUGUUAUGAGGUGCCCGGAGUGAAGAUCCUGACUUAUAACGGACCCAUUUACUAUGGCAACCGCAGCUUCUUUAGAGAACAAAUGAGCAAGCUGUUGGGCCUCACGCCAGAGAGGAUCCGCAGCACAGAGAAGGCCAGGAAAGCUUUGGAGAAACGGGAAAGAGAAACUGCCAUCAACACAGUGGAACGAGGCAUUGCAAACACAUCGUUUUCCUCUGAAAAUGACUUCUUUCAUUCGGAAGCAGCUGAGAGUGAAGUCCAAGCCGUGCUGAUUGACUGCGGCAGUGUGAUAUUUGUUGAUGUAGCGGGAGCACGCCUCUUCACACAGAUGUGUACCGAGUGCCAAAAAAUCGGAGUUCAUGUGUAUUUGGCAAAUUGCAAUGAGAGUGUCCUAAAGAUCCUGACAUCCAGUGGCCUGAUGAAGCACAUGAACCCGCAACAUAUUUUUGUCACUGUCCACGAUGCUGUGAUGUACAUUCAACAACAGAAGGAAAAACCUCCAGACAACACUACAACAGUUUGGGUGUGAGCCAGGAGGACAAUGAUGAGUCACGCUCACCGUGACCAAGUAUCUGGGACUAAAAUGAGAACGGGCAUCUGGACCUGGGUUUUAUUAGCAAAGGCAGCCUCUGUCAGCUGUACAGGAGCAAUCCAGCAUUUGGUUGGGCUUGUACUGUAUAUGAGUGUGUCAAAGAAGCAGUAGCCUGUUGUAGCAGGAUGCAUUACAAUUCUUUUUCCAUUACAGUGUUACUAGCUCUUUUGCUGAUAAUGGAUUCACACUCAAGUGUUUAAAAAGGGGUUUAAGCCCAGUGGGAGAAAUGUUGUCAUCCAGCAGAAAGAAAAUAUCAAGGUUUUACACCAACUUUGUCUGUUUGUAUGCAUUAAUUAUGUAUUUGGGCAAAGUAAUAUUUAUUUAGUUAAUGUUUGUUGUUUGUCAUGCAACUAAAUACAAAGUGCACUGCAUAGGUUGUUAAAAUACUUUACUAUUUAUGUUUUGAAAGCCAACUUUGAAGAUAUCACCAUGUGUAUUGAAACCAAUGUCAGUCAGACUUUUUUAUAUGUGAACUUCAAUCAUAGCCAAAGAUCUUUGUACAGCACCUGUGUCAUCGGUUGGUUUUGAGCACAGUAUAUAUGACUCCAAAAACAGUUGUUUUUCACUAUUGAAAUAUGAAUUAAAAUCAGUAAAUAUUA
This is a messenger RNA of Menidia menidia (Atlantic silverside), 2929 nucleotides long. Lineage: Eukaryota; Metazoa; Chordata; Actinopteri; Atheriniformes; Atherinopsidae. The record is from the annotation of a GenBank genome assembly.